AUGAGUCUCCUGGGGCGGGUAGCUGUGCAUCGUGCCAGGAAAGCCGCCCUGCUCUGUGUAGUCUUCCUGAUGGCGCGAGCGUGGAGCAGCGCCUCCCCGGCCUUGGCGGGGGCGGCGGUGUCUCAAGGACCCCAGGGCUGUCCACCGCAGUGUUCCUGCAGUAAUCAGCAGGGGAAGGUGGUGUGCACCCGACGUGGCCUCACCCGUGUGCCCCCCGGCAUUCCUGCCAACACGCGACACCUCAAUCUAAUGGAAAACGCCAUCGAGGCGGUGCAGGCUGACUCCUUUCGCCACCUGCACCACCUUGAGGUGCUCCAGCUUGGGCGAAAUGCCAUACGUCAGAUUGAGGUGGGCGCAUUUAAUGGACUCACCAGCCUCAACACACUGGAGCUGUUUGACAACCGGUUGACGGUGGUGCCUAGUGGGGCCUUUGAGUACCUGUCUAAACUGAGAGAACUGUGGCUGAGGAACAACCCAAUUGAGAGUAUCCCCUCCUAUGCCUUCAACCGGGUGCCCUCCCUCAUGCGACUGGACCUGGGAGAGUUAAGGAAACUGGAGUACAUCUCAGAAGGAGCUUUUGAGGGCCUACAAAACCUCAAGUACCUCAACCUGGGCAUGUGCAACAUAAGAGGUGAUAUGCCAAACCUGAGUCCCCUCAAGGGCCUGGAAGAACUGGAGAUAUCUGAAAAUCACUUCCCAGAGAUAAAGCCAGGCUCCUUCAAAGGCCUGCGCUCGCUGAAAAAGCUAUGGGUGAUGAACUCACAAAUCACAGUGAUAGAGCGCAAUGCUUUUGACGACUUAUCUUCAUUGGUGGAGCUUAAUCUCGCCCAUAAUAAUCUGAGCGCUGUGCCACAUGAUCUGUUCUCCCCGCUCAGGUACCUGGUGGAGCUCCAUCUCCACCAUAACCCUUGGACCUGUGGCUGUGAGGCUGUUUGGUUAGCACGCUGGCUAAGGGAGUACAUCCCUACUAACUCAACUUGCUGUGGACGCUGUCACUCCCCUGCCAGCAUGAGAGGUCGACAGUUGGUUGAGGUGGACAGAGGAGAGGGUGCUGCAGUACAGUGUUCUGCACCAUUCAUUGCUGAUGCGCCAAGGGACUUGAACAUCUCAGCAGGGCGAGUGGCUGAGCUUCGAUGCCGCACGGCCCCAAUGUCUUCAGUCCGCUGGCUACUACCCAACGGGACUAUCCUGACACAUGCCUCUAGCCACCUGAGAAUAUCAGUCCUCAAUGAUGGUACUCUUAAUUUCUCAAAUGUCCUUGCAGCAGACACAGGCACUUACACCUGCAUGGUGUCCAAUGCAGCUGGGAACUCCAACGCCUCAGCCUACCUCAAUGUGAGUGCAGCUGAGCUUAAUACAUCCAACUUGAGUUACUUUACCACAGUGACUGUGGAGGUCUUGGGGCCAACCACUGAGAUGCCCAAACCUAAAACCCCAACAACCACAGCUGCUGCUGCAGGAGCUGGGGUAGCUGGAGGAGGAGGAGUAGGCCUAGGGACAACAACUACAACUGCCUCUCCUUCCGUGUUUCAGCCAGUCUUCAUCUCCACACCAACUGUGCUGCUGCAAAGCACUGACAGCCCACCAGGUGCAGCUAAGCCAUCUGUGGCGCCAGGACUCCAAGGUGCCACUGGCAAGCCAGGCAAGUCUGGUCCUAGCCUGGAUGAAGUGAUGAAGACUACCAAGAUCAUAAUAGGCUGCUUUGUGGCAGUGACACUGUUGGCUGCUGUCAUGCUCAUUGCCUUCUACAAAUUGAGAAAGCGCCACCAGCAAAGGAGCACAGUGGCAGCUGCCCGCACUGUGGAGAUUAUCCAGGUGGAUGAGGAGGACCUUCCACCACCAGCGUCUGCAGCUCAAGAGACAGCUCUCACAUUGCCUGAAAUUCGGGACCAUAACAGCAUACACAAACUGGACUUUAUCAGCCACAAGACUGACUACAGCUUUCACAAACCCAAGGCCGAAUACAAAUCCCAGCCUGAUUUCACCCUUCAUAAGCCAAAGGCUGAGUACACCACAUAUAAGCCAAAUAUGGACUUCAGUAGCCACAAAUCCAUCCCAGAUUACAGCACUCACAAAUCUACACCAGAUUUCAGCCUUCAUAGACCAAAGCCUGACUACAGCCCAUUCAGACAGGACUACAGCACUCACAAACCUAAAGGAGAAUACAGCCCAUUCAAACCAGACUUUGGAACUCACCCCAAAGCUAAAACGGACUACAGCCCCUUCAAAACAGAUUACAGCACUCAUCCUAAACCUAAGGCUGAAUACAGUCCAUUCAAACCCGACUUUGGCACUCACCCAAGACUUAAACCUGAUUACAGCCCAUUUAAGCCUGACUAUAGCACUCAACCUAAACCCAAAACAGACUACAAUGCCCAGAGAUCUAAAACUGACUUUACCUACAAACCCAAGGACCCUUACGCCCCACAUAAGACUGCAACCGAUUACAGCGCCUUCAAGACUGACUUCAGCCCCCACAAAGCGGAUUACAGCGCCUUCAAGUCUGACUUUAGUCCACACACUCAGAGACCUAAACUUGAUUACAGUCCACACAAAAUGGACUACAGCCCCCAUAAAGUGGACUACAGCACUCUAAAGCCUAAAUAUAACACCUAUAAACCAACUGGCCAUGGGGCUAAAUGGACAGACAACAAUGUUGGGAACUCUUUGCCUCGAACCUUGCCCAGCACCAUCACAGCAAUGGCUGAGCCCUUUGUCAUAAAAACUCACACCAAGGAGAAGGUACAGGAGACUCAGAUUUAA
Molecule: messenger RNA, 2763 nt
Organism: Toxotes jaculatrix (banded archerfish)
Lineage: Eukaryota; Metazoa; Chordata; Actinopteri; Toxotidae
Gene: lrrc4.1
Product: leucine rich repeat containing 4.1
Exons: 2
Coding region: 1-2763 (920 amino acids)
Biological process (GO): synaptic membrane adhesion; excitatory synapse assembly; modulation of chemical synaptic transmission
Cellular component (GO): postsynaptic density membrane; plasma membrane; glutamatergic synapse
Molecular function (GO): protein binding
Source: RefSeq, a predicted model, not a curated record